AUGAAACGCCUUGCCGAGUCGGAUGAGACGGCUGAGCUGUUGAUGAUUUCUCCACCAGAGGACCUGGUCCCCUGCUUCGUCUGCAAGGAGAUUCUGGGCAAGCAGAUCCAGGUGGAAAGGGUCGGCCAGCUGCUUGAGCAUCUUUCCGCCUUGGUGGGAACCUCCAACGGGAAAACCACCUGCAUGGCCAAUUUUCAAUCUUCGUCGCCUGAUGCAGUGAGACCGACCAAAGGGCACGUCCACAUCUGUAUGCUCAAUUUUCUGAGUGAGCGAGGAUAUGGUUUCGAGGUGACGGUGUCUGAUUGUGUGCCCUUUGCUCAAGACAUCCUGUCUGGACGUUGUUCUCAGAUGCUGGAGAUUGAAACCCUCGAGGGCAAGGAUGACGAUGCUUUGAAACCUCGCGAUAAGAUGUUUUUGGGCUAUGGAGCCGGAGGUGCAUUUGUGAACAGUUUGAUGCUGGGCAGCCUCGGCCUCAUCGCCUUGGUCUGCUUGACCUUCUCUGCGAAGACGAAAGAGUUGCCGGCAUCCGUGACUGAGAUCCUGUCGCAGGUGCCCGUUGUUUGCCCCACAAGAGGCCAGGGGCAGACACCGCAGGAUCGCACUGUGAAUGCACUGCACAAGACGUUGAAGGCGUCGCAGUACAACCGGCGCCUGAACCUUGUCAUGAUUGCUUCCACGCUACGAAGAUCCUUGGAAGCCAGGCUUGCCAAGAUCUCGCCUGACAAGGACACCGACUUGGCUUCGGACUCCAUCAUGCGUGAGAUCAAGGCCAUCAUUAAGGCCUUCAACAACAAAGCCUCGUUCAUGCCGAGGUCUCAGAUCAAAGCGCGGAGUGAAUGGGCCCUGCGACACGCCCUUUCCGACAAGCAUAUGCCUGAGGAGGUUUGGCAUCGGGUCCUGCAAGUCUCCCGUUCCGCUUACUGGAACGACCACCUCCUGGAGACUCGCGGCUUCUUCGUGGGUUUGAGUGCGUCCAGCCCUCAGACUUUGUUUCCUCAAAUCUCCUCUCCUGAUGUAUGCUUUCUGUCUGACGAUUGUGUGAUGCCCUCUGCUCGUUUGGCAAAUAUCAGGCGUGACGUGGCACACGAAGAGAUGGAACAAUUGUACAAGGCCACGACUGAGACCGCCCUGUACAUCCUGCAGAAAAUUCAGUCGGGACGUGUGCCGGGCUGCGACUUGGACAAGCCCAUCGCGAACAGCCUGAUCUCCAGCUUCGUCGCCAGAGUUUGCAUUGUCUUCAGCAUUGCGAGGACAGUGCUGGAUCCGAUUUCCACUGACUUCGGAGAGAAGCUCUUGGAGAACUUCGAGGCCGGUCGCCUGAGUGCUCGCCUGGACGAAAUGGCCGCCAUGCCUGUCAGAGAGGACUACAACCACAAGUCCGAUGCUGCCACCGUCGUUGGCAAGUACAUCCCCUUGGUUGAUGAGAUGCUGACAGGUAAGAAACAAGAGGAGAUGGCUGAGGUUGAAGAAGCGAAAAAGGAGCAAGAUGCCGCGGAACAUGAAGCUGUGCAAGAGGCUGAGGAAAAGCUCUGCCUGGCGAACCUGAAGCAUGAUUGGGAAAUCUACGAGGCUUGGCACUGUACGUUUGCCGUGACCAUGGAUGACUGGAGAGAUAGCCAGAAAAACUGGCAGAAGGAACGCCACAACAUAUUGUGGAAGGAGGCCGGGCGGCGGCUAAACUCUCUGGCCACUGUGGACCACCUCAGCAAGGAAUGCUAUGCCACGAGGGUGCCCUCGCAGGUCCGAGGACUCUUCUCGAAAAAAAUGGCCGAUGCUGCCGUGCUUGUCGUGGCUGACCUACAAGGGCACGCACCGCAUGCCGACCUGGAACGCACGCUGUGCGACACCAUGGCAGGCCUGCCUGAAGCGGCGAAACUUCUGCUGUUCACGGAUGUGCCGCUCUGCCGACACAAGACCGAGAAGGCUACAGACCUUUGCAGGCUCUGA
Molecule: messenger RNA, 1947 nt
Organism: Symbiodinium sp. CCMP2592
Lineage: Eukaryota; Dinophyceae; Suessiales; Symbiodiniaceae
Source: the annotation of a GenBank genome assembly